Messenger RNA from Stegastes partitus (bicolor damselfish), 1901 nucleotides. RefSeq names its product sushi-repeat containing protein X-linked (gene srpx). NCBI's taxonomy places the organism in Eukaryota, Metazoa, Chordata, Actinopteri, Pomacentridae. The record is from RefSeq and is a predicted model, not a curated record. Bases 27 to 1379 code for a protein of 450 amino acids. The transcript is spliced from 10 exons. Gene Ontology annotation, biological process: phagolysosome assembly.
CCUUCACAUGUUGAAGAGCGUCCGAUAUGGACAUGUGGCCGCUGGUGCUCCUGAUCGUCCAGCUCUGCCUCUGCUCCGGGUACGAAGGGUCAGGACAGUACGCCUACGGAGAUGAUGAGGACUGGUAUUCACGUAGAUAUAAAGGAACCCCGUGGUGCGCGCCCAUUAAGGUGAAACAUGGUGACGUGAGCUGCCGCACACCCAGAGGGGAGCACUACAGGAACGUGAUGGGGACUCGCUGUAAAAUCCGCUGUAAGCAGGGAUACGAAUCUCAGAGCACAGAGGUGGUGUGUAUGGCUAGCAAGCACUGGUCCUCCAACUACGCCUGCCGAGAGAUCCGUUGUGCCAAGCCGGACAUGCCUGUUAACGGCGGCUACAAGUGUUCGGAUGGCUCUUACUUCAACUCCCGCUGCGAGUUCUUUUGUUCUCCUGGAUUCAGUCUGAAGGGCCAGAAGACGGCAACCUGCCAGCACACCAAAGUGUGGAGUGCUGGAGUCCCCACCUGUGUUGACAUGGAUCCUCCAAAAAUCAAGUGUCCUACUCUGAAGGAUAAGUGGGCAGAACCGAGAAAGCUGACGGCGAGGGUGACCUGGGACACACCAGAGGGCGUUGACACAGCUGACGGCAUCCUCACAGAUGUUAUCCUGAAAGGAAAGCCUUCAAAGUCAGACUUCCCAGAGGGGCUCCAUAAGAUGUCUUAUACGGUGUUUGACCGGGCCGGGAACAAAGGGUCCUGCCGCUUCACUGUCAGAGUGCGAGUCCGCCGCUGCAGCCCGCUGUUCCCUCCAGACAACGGUUAUAUGAAGUGUGACAGCGACAAAGACAACUACGGAGCCUCCUGUGAAUUCACCUGUACGGGCGGCUACGAGCUGCAGGGCAGCGCCGCCAGAGUGUGUCAGUACGGACUCACCUGGUCUGGUUCAGACACCACCUGUGCACCCAUGAACAUUAAUGUGGGAGUGCGCUCUGCUGCCGCGCUGCUGGACCAGUUCUACGAGAAGAGACGGCUCCUCAUUAUCUCAGCGCCGACGGCCGCCAAUCAUAAUUACCGCUUCCAGAUGACUAACUUACAGCACGCUCAGUGUGGACUGGACUUAAGACACGUCACGGUCAUCGAGCUGGUCGGGACCUAUCCGGCACAAGUUGGACGAAUUCGUCACAGGCUGCUUACUCCAGCGCUGGCCCUGCAGCUAAGGAUACUCCUCCGGAUUCCCCAAAGGUCUUUCCAAAUGGUGCUGGUGGACAAGCAGGGCAUAGACAAGCAGCGCUACCCGUUCCCCAUCACGGCGGCUGAAUUAUUCACCACCAUCGACACCUUCCCCCAACGCAAGGAUGAGAUGCUGCUCCAACAAGAAGCGGGCCAGGGCUGUCAAUCAUAAAACACCCGCAGCACUCAGUGCACUUCAUGGACUGUCAGCCAUCUUUGAUCCUUUCCCUCCUCCGUCACAGCAGACAAGACCGACUCAGAUCUUCUGUUUCCAGCCACAUGUCACACACUCCUACCUGAACUCAUUCUGUCCUGUAUCCUCUAUGUGUGAGUGUGUGUGUGUGUAUGUGUGAGUGUGUGUAAGUGCGAGUGUGUGUGCGUCAUCAAGGGUUUGGAUGUCAGUCAUGGUGCUGAUCUGAGGCUGAUCUAAAUUAAAUAGAUCUCACAGUACAUUACAAUCAUAUUGAUUCCUGUGUCUUGUCUGUUUUAUAUUUUUAUUAUUAUUAUUAUUAUUUCCAAAGCAGAAAUAUGUUUUACUAUUUUGUACAAAAAAAAAUAAGUCUUUUACUGUAUGAACUGGAAAACUUUUCACCUGUCUAAUAUUUAUGUCUCCUCUCUCUAUUAAUGAUGUACUCUGUGUGUGUGCGUCUGUACAUCUAUGAAAACACUGAUUAAAGGCGUCCAGUACAGAGGA